GCUGCUCCGGAAUCAGAUAACCUCAAAAUUUUGUUGAUAAGUAAUCGUCGUCUGUCUAAUUAUCUUGAAUAGACGCAAAUCAUCAAUUUUGUCAAUAAUUAUUGAUAGGACGAUAAUUUAUGCAAAUGUAAACAACAGACAAGAAUUAAUUUUACUGUAGAGAAAACAAUUUUGCAGUAGUCAUCGCGUUUUUUACAAUGAAAGAAUUUGACAUUCCAGUUCCAUGGGGCUACAUUGCCGCCGUCUCAUCGGGCAACCCCGCCGGUCAGCCCAUUCUAGUCGUGCACGGCAUACAGGACAACGCCGGCUCUUUCGACCGUCUACUCCCCCUGAUGUCCUCCGACUAUUUCUACGUCUGCAUCGAUCUACCUGGCCACGGUCGCUCGUCCCACUAUCCACCCGGUUUGCCACUACAGUUGCUCAACUACGUCACCUGUGUGAAACGGGUCGUUGACCAUCUAAACUGGACACGCUUCUACUACAUUGGACACAGUUUCGGCGCCUAUAUCGGCAUUCACUUCGCUGGCGCUUUCCCGGAGAUGGUGGAGAAACUUGUGCUGUUAGACGCUUUCUAUUCAACUAUUACACACGUCACAAAAACGGCGCAAACUUUCCGCCAGUGUGCGUUGGAUUUUUUGGCGCACGAGCAGCGGCUGAAGAAAGGGGUACCUCCCAUCUACACCUACGACGAAGCUGUUAAAAAAAUCACCUCCAACCGUUACUCUAUACUAGAUGAAGAGUCUGCGAAAAUACUUUUAAAACGUUCCCUAGUGGAAACAGGAACCGGAGGUUAUAAAUUAUCGACGGACCAACGUUUGAAACUUUCUCUCCAGCCGUAUUUCACCACCAAACAACAGAAGAAUUUCCUGGAUCGAAUCUCGUGUCCUGUUUUGACAGUGUUUGCGAACAGUACUUAUGAUUACAGCGAGUCACAGCGUAACACACAUGAGUACCUGUAUCAGAAUGUGAAGAACUAUCGCUUUAAAGUUGUGCAGGGACAACAUGAUGUACAUUUGCAGCAUCCUGAGAGAGUGGCGCCUCUGGUCAAUGAGUUUUUGAUAGAUAGAAAGUGUAAGUUGUGAGCUGAGAUAAGGAAUAGAAUGAAAAUUUAUGAAUGAGGAUGUGAGUAAGAAUUUGAAAACUAUUGUAGAUUGGUUUUAAGAUGUGUGUGAUCCCAUUGGGUGCAUAUAUGUGCAAGUGAACGCUUGGCUAUGCAUGACCAAGCGUGCAGAUGAGAAACAAAAUCUGGAAAGAGCAACAGCAGAGAAAACUUGUCUUUUUUCUCUAGGUGUUACUUUUAAUAUAAAUAAAAAUAUAAAUCUCAGUACCCUUUUAAAUUAUCACUUGAAAAUGGCAUUAGUAGCCGAAACAUGUCGUGACAAAAUAAUUUAAAAGGGUACUGAGAUUUAUAUUUUUAUUUACAAAGAAAACUUAUAAAAGCAUUCAAAAGGCACACCAGUGUUUAAUGCUAAGUCGGGCCUAGGCCACAAACUCAAGUUCUGUCUUAAAUUUGUCAAACUCUUCAAAUAAGGAUGAUAUACGAUUGUUCUAUUCUAUAACAAUAAGAACACUCUCACUGAACGCGUUCACUUUCUGGUUGAAUUCAGUGUUAGUAGGUACAUGCAAGUCACAACGUGUUUUAAUUGCACUUUUCAGAUUUAGUUUUCUGGUUCAUGCAUGUUCUGAUGUACACUUGCACAUACACGCAUUCAAUGUGAUCACACCCUGUGGUUGAAUGGAUAGAAUAGAAUGAUUUUUUUAUUUGAUGAUUUGUCGAAAUUUGGAACGUAAUGUCCACCAUUUAACCACGUCGUUAGCAGAAGAUUAGUUGAUGGAGUUUUUAAAAGUUUCAUAAAUGGGUUUGUGAUGGUUUAUAAAAACUGAUGAAGGUAAUUUAAGUUCGAAUUUAUGUUAUAUUGAUCAAUAAUGAAAUAAUAUCGUUCAAAAAUUUGUAGACCAAUUUUAUACGUCGGAACAUAGUGGAGCUUGGAUCUUCAAGAUUAAGGGCUAGACCAUAUUAAGCGUUUUAAGAGUCGGCAGGGCAGGAAGCUCUCCGAACGGCAGAUUUGCUGGCGCCUGCAAAAACGCCCAAUAUGGUCUGGCCCGUGGAGUGUUUGAUGUGACGCAUGCAUUUGAGUGGUGGAGCACAUAUUCAUGAGAGUGCAUCACCAUAGAAUUAAAUGCAUUACAUUCAACACUCUCAAGCUUUGAGCUAUUUAUUAUUUAUUUAUUUAUUUUUAAGGCUUUUAUCGGCAAAGAGAUCCUUUUGGAUGUUCUGCCUCGCCCUAUUACCCAAUGUCAUUUCCUAUCUACACUCAAGUUUAUAGGUUAUGUAUUGGGUUCUUUAUGUUUUCUCACAUAGCUUGAAGCUAUGUAUCUUCGUCGAUCAAUCAUGUUUCCACCCUAUGUAACGUUGAAAGUUAUUAAUGAAUGAAAAAUGUAAGCUAUGAGGUUAUUUAUUUAGGUAAGGGUUUUGUUAAGUGGGAUGAAAAUUCAUAAAUGCGGUCUUUGAGUUCCAAUUUAUGAAAUGUAGGUCGAUUCAAUUCAAAGUUGUUUAUUUCAUAAAUCUUACAAGCACUUUCGGUGGUACAGCAUAAAAUAAAAAUACACUUUACAACAAAAGUAUGAUAAUGUCAGCACCAUAGAAAUGACAGCAGCUAUACCAAUACAGAGUGAUUCAAAAAGAAUACCACAACUUUGAAAAUCUGUAUUUAAUCAAGGAAACAUAAUAGAAACUUGGGUUGUAAAUCAAAAUGGAGAAUAUUAAAUUAAGUUUUUGCCCACUAGAAAACAAGUUCACAAAUGUUCAAUGUGACCCCCUCCAGACACUCGAGUGAUAUCAAUACGAUAAACGAACUCGUUCCACACCCUCAGUCGCAUAUCGGGCGUAACAGUUUGUAUAGCUGCUGUUAUUUCUUGUUUGAGCUGCUCAAUGUUAACUGGUAGAGGCGGUCGAUACACCUUAUCUUCAACUUAACCCCAUAAAAAAAUCUCAGGGGGUGAGGUCAGGGCUUCUUGGAGGCCAGUGAUGAAGUGCUCUGUUUCGAGCUGUUUAGCAGCCGAUCCAUUGCCUCGGAUAGUUUUCAUACAAAUAGGCACGGACAGAUGAGUGCCAAUGGGACUAAAUAAGCAACUAAACAAACUUCAGAGCUUCCUCAAAUCUAUGACUGAUAGUGAUUUACUCUCCGUUUAUUUUUUGCAGAGUUAUCAAUUUUCAAAGUUGUGGUAUUCUUUUUGAAUCACGGUGUAUAAUAAGAAAUAUAUACUCUCGCAGAGGCAUUACUGCCUGUGUGCGAGAAUUUAUAAACUUGAAUAGAGUUUUUAUUGAUUUUGAAAGUGUAGGUUAUGAGCUGGAUGUUAUUGAAAAUUGAUUUGAAUAGUCUUGAAUGAAGAUCAUGAGCUCGAUUGUUCGAUAUUUUGAUUAAUCUACAAUUUGAAUACAGUAGUUCAAAUUCAGAAGAUUUAUAAUUCGAGUGAUAUAAAUUGUAUUGGAGUAAGAAUAAGAUUCUUUUAAAUUAUUGAAGGAUGUUGGCAGAUAAACUGGAAGUGGUUAAUCUUGGGGAUACCACUUCCAUUUUAUAUUUCAAUACCUUUCUCACUUUCUCCAAGGUCGCGCUGAUAAGCUCUCGAUUAACGUCCUGCGCACAGGGACAAUAAUGACGUCCAGUAGAACUGGCCACUAGUGGUGGCUAGUAAAAUACCUUCUACUGUCCCUGUGUAGUGGCGUUUACCACUAAAGGCGGCCUCUAGUGGUCGUCUUUAUUGACCUGUGUGCCGUAGGCUUUAGAUAAGUUAAGAUUCAUAAGCUUGUAACUCCUGUUGUAAGGUUGACAACAUCAAGUGCAGACUUCUCUAUAUAUCAUUUAUGCGUCCAAAAGUCGCUCCCUCUGGUUCGGAACCCACUCGAAACUGUAGGUUUACCAGAGCUAUUUGAAUGAAUUGAAUUCAGUGUUCAUCACUGUUGUCCCUGUGUGCCGGAGGCUUUAGAUAAGUUGAGAUGCAUAACCUUGUAACUCCUGUUGUAAGGGUGACCACAUCAAGUGCAGACUUCUCUAUAUAUUUAUGAGUCCAAAAGUCGCUUCCCAACUUUUAAAACUGGAAACUGUAGGUUUACCAAAGCUAAAUGGAUUCGAUGCACAAUAUUAUUUAUCAUAUUAAUAAAUACAAUUACGAGUAUCUGUUCUAUAUUCUAUUCAUUUUUUGUGUAGUUGAUAAGUUGAUAUUGUGGUAAUUAUUCAUAUUGAAUGAAAAAGACUAAGAAAUUGUCAAAAAAACCACAGAUUUAUUGAUACUUAGAAAUAUUCAAUAUAUCUAUGUUUAUAUAUAAUAUGUUUCAAUAUUCUAUUCAUAUUCUGCAUAUCUUAAGAUCACAAUCCUUUUCUUUACCUACGCACAAGCCUGAAUGAAGUUCAUGUGGACAUCACGCUCAACAAAAAAAGAUUCUCUUCGAUUUAUGUAAUUAUUCUACUUUCUUAUUCAACAUCUUCAGAAUUGUUAUUUAUUUGCAUUAAUCUGCUGAUCUACACAACCAUAUAAAUUCAGAAUAUGUUGUACAACCAGAGAAAACUUCCAUACUGCUAUACUAGAUUUUUUAUUCCGUGAUAUAACACUUUGAUCAAAUCUUCAGUACCUUCUAUUCAUCUAAUAUGGUAGCAUGUUAGCAUGCAUAGGUCUAUGUGUCACCUAAAAAUGACAUCUACCACGAUAUUUGAAAACUAUUUUAUGAAACUUUAGUAUGGUAAUGAACAAACCAAACUAUGUUAAUUGAAUACAUUCCAUAUUUUUUAUUAGGCGGAUAGAAUAUUAUUCAGAUAAUAUAAGGUGUAUUGUAAAUUAUUCAGAUACAAGAUAUUACAUAGAAUAAUUAUUUAUUUAUUUGAGAUACAUAAGAGAGCACAAGGAUAAUAUCCCAUAAUUGCUCUCUUAACACAUAAUACAAGUAGACCAAUUAAAAAUGCAAUGUUUUAUACAAAUAUUGAAAGAAAUGAAAAGUCUUUAAAAAGUCUCAUUAUAUAGAUACAAUGUAUGAAAUUAUAUUUUAUGUUAUAUAAAAAUAUUCUUUAUAAAUAGAGGACAUGUAUUGAGGAUAAUCAACUAUGUUUAUUACUCUUAAAUAUCGAUUUGAAUGAUAUAUUUGCAUAUUUAGUAAAAACUUGAGCUUCAGCAGAGAUUAAGGCCGUAUUUAUAAACGAUAUUUCAAGCUUCCUUAGCCAAUCACAUUCCUGUUAAUCAAUCAACAAUAUUCCAGUAGCGUGUUUGCCGAUUACCUUCAUGCAGUUAUAUUAUUAUUUUCCACUAAAAGCAACCUAUAAGGUUACAUUUUUAUUCAACCAUGACAAAUUCUUAAAAUAGUUCUUAGUACGACCUCAAGUUAUUUAUAUUUUGUUGUAUUUUUUAAAUGUUUAUUAUAUAUAUUAUUUAGAUACACUUUAUACAAAUAAAAAAAUUAUAACGGUGGUGUGGCUGUGAACGGAACAUUCUAUUGGGUAUAUUAUUUAAAAAAAUUAUUGUUAUAAUAAUGACUUUGUUUAGUAUUUUCCCCAUAAUAUUAUUCAUAUUUAUAUUGUUUAUUCUUUACAAUAUUGUAAUGUUUUUAUCUAGUAAAUAAAUAUGAAUAAUGUUGGUAAUAUAUGAAAACGCUUGUCAAUAAAGUACUUUACAAAAUUAA
Messenger RNA from Nilaparvata lugens (brown planthopper), 5668 nucleotides. Its product is annotated as probable serine hydrolase. Bases 198 to 1082 code for a protein of 294 amino acids. The record is from RefSeq and is a predicted model, not a curated record. The transcript has 2 exons. NCBI's taxonomy places the organism in Eukaryota, Metazoa, Arthropoda, Insecta, Hemiptera, Delphacidae.